AUGACACUGGUGCCUAAAGGACCUUGGUUUCUUGCUGUUUAUGUGAGGGAUGUCUUGAGCAGGUUAGACGAAGUGAAGGCAAAGAUAACCUCUACCUUUGGCUCAGUCCUUAAAAUGGAGUCAACAAAGAAGGUAAUAGCUUAAUAAGAAUUUUUUCAUUUUUCAAUUGUAAAUAAUUAUUAUUAUGGUGGACUCCUCUUAUAAAACAGUGAAAUUUGAUGGGGGAGGGUGCCUAGUAACUUGGAACCUAAAACUAUGUCAGCACAGUAAUUAAAGUUUGUUGAUUAAGACAGUAAUAAAAACCUUGCAGAGAGAAAUAAUAUUAAAUGGAAUAAUGACUAUUAAAUAAUAUUUUUUGGAAAUGCAUGUAUCUACACUAGCAUAUUUUGGGCACUUUCAUUUUCUGUGUAUGCAUUGCAGUGUUAUAUUUUUCAAAAUGUUUUAAGAAUCUUUCUUCUUGCACAAUUUUGCAGGUCACUAAAAAGCUUGGAGGAAAUGCUGCUGGAACAGCUUCUUGGGCCACAAAUGUGGGCAAUGAGCUUGGCCAGCUGGUACUGUCAUCUGUCUUGACAGAUUCGGAAGGUGAUGGUCUUGGCGACAUGGUGACUGACUUGGUAGAGAGAUACAGAAACUCUGAUGUACUUCCACCAAAACUUCUGUAUGUGGAUCGAGAUUGCUGUUCUAAAAAGUUGAAGAGCCAUUUCCAUGAGUGGAGAAAUCUGGUCAUACAUCUCGAUGUAUGGCAUUUUAUGAGACGGUUUGCUGCUGGUUGCUGUUCAGAAUCCCAUGCCCUGUAUGCUAACUUUAUGUCUCGACUAUCUGCAUGUCUGUUUGAGUGGAAUACCAAAGACCUUCAAAGAUUAUAUGCAGCCAAAAGGGGUCAACUCUCUGCCAGUGGGGUGUGGAGAAAACGGAAAGAUGUUGCUAUGCAUAUAACCAAGAAAGAACUGGCCUUGCACUGCAAACGACGCACACGGGGCGUGGAGGAAACAACUCGUCUCAUCAAAGAUCUAUUUGACACAUUUUCUUCUGACAAAGGGAACGAUACCAUGGGUAUACCUCUGCUGAACAAAACAUCAAUUAUCCAGCAGAUAUGGGAGGAGCAGAAACAGCACAUUUCAUGCAUACAGGACGUAGAUGACCCUUCCAUUCAAUUGUACACCCAGACUGGUACAUUGAAGAAGGGUGGUGUUGAGCUUCCCAUUUACAGGUGUGCCUGA
This is a messenger RNA of Porites evermanni, 1220 nucleotides long. NCBI's taxonomy places the organism in Eukaryota, Metazoa, Cnidaria, Anthozoa, Scleractinia, Poritidae. The record is from the annotation of a GenBank genome assembly.